Hemibagrus wyckioides is the source of this 1154-nucleotide messenger RNA. RefSeq names its product coiled-coil-helix-coiled-coil-helix domain containing 6b (gene chchd6b). The transcript is spliced from 9 exons. Bases 114 to 821 code for a protein of 235 amino acids. The record is from RefSeq and is a predicted model, not a curated record. Gene Ontology annotation, biological process: inner mitochondrial membrane organization. Gene Ontology annotation, cellular component: mitochondrion; MICOS complex. NCBI's taxonomy places the organism in Eukaryota, Metazoa, Chordata, Actinopteri, Siluriformes, Bagridae.
UUAAUCCGCCUAUGCGAAUGGAGUAGAGUGUCCCGUGUCGGAAAGUCACCCCUACUGUUCCAGCAAACUGGUAACAUUACAGUAGAUCUGAUUAUUUAUUCCUAUCAGAGGACAUGGGAGGCACUGAAAGUACGGGGAGGAAGGUGUCUUUUGGUCUGAACGAAGACGACAACGUUACUGUUUUGCAAGGAAUUAAGUUGUCUGAAGAUGUUCGUCAAAGGAUGCGGGAGGCGAGUGAGUCUUCAGAAAAGCCCCAGUCCACAAAAGCAGAGAGUCGUAAGCCUGACUCAGGGGGACAUUCUGCAGCUGGGAUGCCAGAGGAACUAAGAAAACGGUUCGAGCUGGAGCAGGCUCUGCUGCGGGAGGAGUUGGCACGUAUCACCCGCAGAGAGAAAGCGUCUGUGGGAGACGAUGUGAACCCUGCUGUUCUCCAAGAAAGAGUCAGAGCCGAAGAGGAGCAGAAGAAUGUGCAGAACUUGCAGCCAGCUGAGCUGAACGCUUGGGCCAAGCAGCUAGCGAGGAAAGACGCUGAACUGAAGCAUCUGGCUGCAUUCUACAAAGAGCAACUGCAGCUCAUGGAGAAUAAGAAUAAAGAGUACUACCAGCAGGCAGCCCAGAUGUACAACGAGGCAGCAACUCAAGCUAGUGCCAACAUCAAGCCGAGGAACACAGUUCCCAUUUGUUCAGAGAUGCAGUCUAAGGUGCUGAACUGUUUUCAAGAGAACAGACAUCAGACUCUGCUCUGCUCCAGCCUGGCAAAGGAAUAUAUGAACUGCAUUAAUUCAGCCAAGAAGAACAUACUGGUCAACCAUGGAUCAUGAAGACGAGGGUGAUGAAGAUGACGCAUGAGGAAGAGGAAGAGGGCGACACCAUAAUUCACCCCUUAAAUCCAACAGUAUAGUUUUUAACACGCACGUGUGAGAGCGAAUAUGGAGGACUACGAGCAUUCCUGCAAACACUUUCUUUUGUUUAUGUAUAUAUAUUAAAGAAAUGUUCAUAUGUGUGUGACAGAAUUCCCUCUUCAGCUGUGGAGUGAGGGGGAUAUUAUCUUGGUGCACGUGUGUGUGUGUGUUUGCAGAGAUGUUGAUUUGCUGGGAUAUAGUUGUCUUGACGGUGGCACAUCUCACACAAUAAAACAUCUGCAACGCCAGUCA